CAGUCCGUAGACCACCGUGUGUGAGUGUCAGGUCUGCUUCUUGUGUUGCACGCUCUUCCCGUGUCUGUACGCGAAUUAUUUGGCGUAAAUGUACUGCAUGUUGCCGACUUUCUAGCUAACAGUUUCUCUUAACGAAGUCGAGGGCAUCAACUCUUGAAUGCGGUUGGGUGCGGCGUUACCCUUUCAGGAAAAAAAAAGGAUUUUUUUCAGGCGGUGGACAUUUUUCGUCUUUUGUAUUUUUCGCGUGUCGUGUGUGGACGUUUUGGAUUUUAAUUUUUGAUUUUCAGUUUUUACAAGGUUAAACCACUAGCAAGCCAUCACUGCUACUGUGUAAUGUAGGCAAGACGUUUUAGUCAAAUUUAUUUCGAUUGUUUCGGAAGUUAUCGCCAAGCGUCUAGGUAACUUAGAUCGCUAAACAAGUUUUGAGAAGAUUGCACUUCUCAAAAUAAUGCGCUAACUUGCUAGCUAGCUAGCUUGUUUAGCUAGCUAGUUAACAAUAUUCAAAAACUCGGCGAGAUAAGUGGAUGCUGUAUCAUUUUUAAGGCAAAUCAUCCGUUUUAAUGCAGUCUUGUUCUCUUAAGAACAAACACACUUCCGUGGAUUUUGAAGACUCCUAGGACCUUCCUUUCAAUGAAAGAAAGCGCUUGGAAACCUGAUAUUUAAGAUAAGCACCUGUGUUGUGGUCGGACCACUCUUCUGCCCCGAACUGGGAUCCAGGAACCCGGGUCAUAAAUGACAAGUGCCUGAGGAUGACGACCAAGCGGAACCUGUUGGUGCGGCUGGUGCCGUGCCGCUGCCUGCGCGGCGAGGAGGAGACGGUGACGUCGCUCGACUACUCCCACUGCAGCCUGGAGCAAGUCCCCAAGGAGAUCUUCAGCUUCGAGAAGACGCUGGAGGAGCUCUACCUGGACGCCAACCAGAUCGAGGAGCUGCCCAAGCAACUGUUCAACUGCCAGCUGCUUUACCGGCUCAGCCUGCCGGACAAUGACCUCACCGUGCUGCCGGCAGCCAUCGCCAACCUCGUCAACCUGAGGGAGCUGGAUGUCAGCAAGAACAGUAUCCAGGAGUUCCCAGAAAAUAUCAAGAACUGCAAAGUGUUGGCCAUCGUUGAAGCAAGCGUGAAUCCCAUCUCCAAGCUCCCGGAAGGCUUCACCCAGCUGCUCGGCCUCACCCAGCUCUACCUGAACGACGCCUUCCUGGAGUUCCUCCCGGCCAACUUCGGCAGGUUAACCAAACUGCAGAUUUUGGAGCUAAGAGAGAACCAGCUGAAGAUGCUGCCAAAAAGCAUGCACAAGCUGACCCAGCUGGAGCGGCUGGAUCUGGGGAGUAACGAGUUCACAGAAAUGCCUGAGGUUCUGGAGCAGCUCACGGGAAUCAAAGAGCUGUGGAUGGAUGGGAACCGGCUGACCUUCCUCCCGGGGAUGAUUGGCACUCUGAAGCAGCUGUCCUAUCUGGACGUGUCCAAGAACAACCUGGAGAUGGUGGACGAGCAGAUCUCUGGCUGCGAGAACCUGCAGGACCUGCUGCUCUCCAACAACGCCCUGACGCAGCUGCCCGCGUCCAUAGGGUCCCUGAAGAAAUUGACUGCCCUUAAAGUUGAUGAGAACCAGCUCAUGUAUCUGCCGGACUCCAUAGGCGGGCUCACGGCGUUGGACGAGCUGGACUGCAGCUUCAACGAGGUCGAGGCCCUGCCCUCGUCCAUCGGCCAGUGCGUCAACCUGCGCACCUUCGCCGCCGACCACAACUUCCUCACCCAGCUGCCCCCAGAGAUGGGCAGCUGGAGGAACGCGACCGUGCUGUUCCUGCACUCCAACAAGCUGGAGUCGCUGCCAGAGGAGAUGGGGGACAUGAGCAAGCUCAAGGUCAUAAAUCUCAGCGACAACAAGCUAAAGAACCUGCCCUUCAGCUUCACCAAGUUGAACCAGCUGACGGCCAUGUGGCUAUCCGAAAACCAGUCGAAGGCGCUCAUCCCCCUACAAAAAGAAGAGGACCAGGAGACUCACAAGACUGUGCUCACAAACUACAUGUUCCCUCAGCAACCCAGGACCGAGGAAUACAUCCCGAACUCGGACAGCGAGAGCUUCAACCCCUCCCUGUGGGAGGAGCAGCGGAAGCAGAGGGCGCAAGUGGCCUUCGAGUGCGACGAGGACAAGGACGAGAGGGAGACGCCCCCGCGGGAGGGCAACCUGAAGCGCUACCCAACCCCCUACCCCGACGAGCUGAAGAACAUGGUGAAGACGGCCCAGUCCGUCGCCCACCGGCUGAAGGACGACGAGUCGAGCGACGAGUCGGGCAAAGAGUCCAAGCCUCUCCUGGCAGUGCGAGACGUCGGGGUCAAGGUAAUUGAGAACGCCUGUAGCAACGGGACGCCGGUCGAGAUGGAGCAGAAAGCCACCAUGAACAGCAUCCAGAACCCCAGCACACCUGAGCCAAGGGACCUGGCCGAGACCCAGAACACGCAGAGGAUCCUGCUGAAGACCUCCGACAACCCGAGAGCCAUGGUCAACCACGAGGACACGCUGGAGGACUCUGAGGAGCUGUCCUUUGAGGAAGAGGAGGAGAUGAAGAUUGCCGAGAUGCGGCCGCCGCUGAUUGAGAUCUCCAUCAACCAGCCUAAGGUGGUGGCGCUCACCAAGGACAAGAAAGACGACAGCAAGGACGCAGACUCCCUGCUGGACGAGACGGUGGCCAACAGCAACCAGAACAACAGCAACUGCUCGUCCCCGUCGCGCAUGUCCGACUCGGUGUCCCUGACCACCGACAGCAGCCAGGACACCUCCCUCUGUACACCCGAGAGGGAGGCCAAAAUGCCCCUGGAACCUGCCACCAGGCAGGAGGAUGAGAACCUGAACCAGCUGAAGGAAACGGCCCCCCUCCUGCAGAAUGGCAACGGGUCUGACACAUCUCUGCAGGCCUUGCUGAAGAGCCAGCAGGAGUACGAGUCGAGGCCAGAGAAGACGAGCGACUUCGACCUUUCCGUGGAGGAGAGGCUGGCGCUCAUCGAGAAGGGCAUGGACCUGAGCGACAGCGUGGGGGACCCCUACAGCAAGCUGGACCAGAUCAACAUGAACGUGUCCAAGCCGGCGCCGGACAAUGCGGGGCUGCUGGAGAGCCUGGAGCAGGCCAGGAACGCGCCGUCCCAGGAGGACCUCAGCAACAGCUCCGCGCUCAACAACAACAAUGCCAAACCCGCCGCUGGGCACCUGGAGAACGGGAACCAGCGGCACGCCCCGGCCGACUGCUUCAACGGCCGCGCUGAGGAGCCCAAGGGGUCGCCGGCGAAGUUGGAGGCGGACAGAGCGGCCGCCAUGAUGGGCGUGGCGGCCAGCAGCGACAUGUCCCUCUCCCGGAGCACCGAAGAGCUCUCCCCCCAGAAGAGGAGCGCCCCGCCCCCUGUGGUGAAGUCGCAGAGCAUCACCAACAUGGACGCGGGCGGGAUGAGGCUCUACAACAUGGACGCCGACAACGGGCUGUGCGAGGCUGGGGGUCCGGGCAGGGGCCCCGGGGCGGCCCCCCAGGGCCAGAGCAUCGUGCGCAGCAAGUCCGCCUCCCUCCUGAGCGACCAGCCCCUGCAGGUGUACCCGGGCUCCUCGGCGUCCUCCUCCGACCUGCUGUCCGCGUCCAAGCCCAUGGCCAAGUACGAGCCCCGGGUCCCGGUCCCGCCCCAGUACAACGUCCAGUACACCAGCGCCGCCGUGCCCAAAGACAACCUGUGGACCCAACGGACGCCCGUCCCGCCCGACCAAGCGUACCUCCCCCCCCAGCACUCGCUGGCCAACACCAACUACUCCAACCGCAACAACGCCCCGCCGUACCCCUUGGCGGCGCAGCAGCGCGCCCCGCCCUACCCCGGCGACAUGUGGGGCAAGGACAGGCUCCUCCCGCCGCGGGGUGCCCUCCAGAGGCAGGGCAGCGGCUCGUCCUCCACGGGCCUGGCGGACCCCCGGCGGAUGCACCCGCCCGAGGGCGAGUACGUGACCUACCGGGACAUCCACGCGCUGGGCCGCGGGCCCCUGCAGAUGAGCCAGGCCUCCCAGCGGCCCCUGUCGGCCCGCACCUACAGCGUGGACGGGCCCGCCGGGCCCCGCCCGCAGAGCGCCCGGCCCCCCGUGCACGAGCUGCCCGAGAGGACCAUGUCGGUCAGCGACUUCAACUACCAGCACGGCAGCCCCAGCAAGCGGCCCAACGCCCGGGUGAAGUCGGAGCACUCCCUGCUGGACGCGCCCGCCACGGGGAGGGUGCCCGCCGACUGGAGGGACCAGGUGAUGCGGCACAUCGAGGCCAAGAAGAUGGAGAAGAGCAUGCUGUCUCGGUCCUUUAAUUCCAAUUACGCUGCGGUGAGCAGCUCUCACUAUGGCAGCUCUAGGGACGUGCAUGCCAGCCAAGGCUUUGUGGCCUUUAGUGUUGGAGACGGAAGGCCCUAUGGAGCCCAUGGCCUCUGUGAAGACGUCUUCGGGCCUCCAGGACCACAGGGCUACCCCAUGGAUUCCCUGAGAAAAGUGCCUUUGACAAACGGGCAGAUGUGUCCCCCCGGCCGUCCCCCGAUAACCUGCGGCCAGACACCCAUGGCCCGCCAUCCGUCCAGAGAGCAGCUUAUAGACUACCUGAUGCUGAAGGUUUCCCAGCAGCCCCAGGGGCCGCCCCGCGCCCCCCACGAGGUCCUGCAGCAGGAGGUCCGUGUGAAGAUCGAGAAGAACCCCGAGCUGGGUUUCAGUAUAUCCGGAGGAGUGGGCGGAAGAGGGAAUCCAUUUCGCCCGGAUGAUAACGGCAUAUUUGUGACAAGAGUCCAGCCAGAAGGACCCGCAUCCAAGCUUCUUCAGCCAGGGGAUAAGAUUGUCCAGGCAAAUGGAUACAACUUUGUCAAUAUCGAUCACGGACACGCGGUAUCCCUUCUAAAGACGUUUCCCAGCACGGUGGACCUGAUCAUCGUCAGAGAGAUGUCUGCGUAGGAGCAGGAGGAAGAGGCGGCGGCCACAGAAUAUGAAGAGACAUGAAACUGAAUGUUUGCGUCAUUAUUUUUCUACACAGAGGAGCCAGUUCUAUUAUUAGAUGUUUGAACUGCAUAGGUGAAGGACUU
Messenger RNA from Megalops cyprinoides (Indo-Pacific tarpon), 5077 nucleotides. It is a transcript of the gene erbin, whose product is annotated as erbb2 interacting protein. Bases 750 to 4949 code for a protein of 1399 amino acids. The transcript is spliced from 27 exons. Gene Ontology annotation, biological process: neurotransmitter receptor transport postsynaptic membrane to endosome; neurotransmitter receptor transport, endosome to postsynaptic membrane. Gene Ontology annotation, molecular function: protein binding. Lineage: Eukaryota; Metazoa; Chordata; Actinopteri; Elopiformes; Megalopidae. The record is from RefSeq and is a predicted model, not a curated record. Gene Ontology annotation, cellular component: postsynaptic membrane; adherens junction; postsynaptic density.